Messenger RNA from Vicia villosa (hairy vetch), 1887 nucleotides. RefSeq names its product arogenate dehydratase 3-like. Gene Ontology annotation, biological process: L-phenylalanine biosynthetic process. The record is from RefSeq and is a predicted model, not a curated record. Lineage: Eukaryota; Viridiplantae; Streptophyta; Magnoliopsida; Fabales; Fabaceae. Gene Ontology annotation, molecular function: prephenate dehydratase activity; arogenate dehydratase activity. The coding region runs from base 166 to 1419 and encodes 417 amino acids. The transcript has a single exon. Gene Ontology annotation, cellular component: cytoplasm; chloroplast.
CACACUCACCAUCCCCUCCUCAAGACUUAGUAUUGUCUCAUUUACAUUUCAUAAUCUUAUCACCACUUGCAACUUCAACUACUAUAUAAACCCUUUAACCACUCUCUUUUCUCUCAGCUUGAGGUUCCCUUCUUCAAAGAGAACACCAAGCUUCAACCAACUAAUAUGCAUACCCUCACUCCCUCAUCUUUCAACUCUCUUACCUACAUGAACCGGGUCCAACCCUCACAAAACCGGGUUGGUUCACCUCGCUUAACCGUGAAAUGCGGAUACGGUUUAGAGUUCUCUAAUUUGACUCACUGUCACGGCGUUGGCUCAAGCCGAGCUGACUUGCAAAGCUCCUGCGCCAUCUUAGCCAGUAAAGUCAUUUCGCAGCAAGAUGACGGAAACCACCACGUCAGUGCUGUCAACGGUGAGUCAAACACCGUAACAAAUCUCCAGCUCGUUCCCGUCGGAAACAAGCCGCUACCUCCAAAGCCGCUUACCAUCACUGAUCUCUCUCCGGCUCCGAUUCACGGUUCAUCACUCCGUGUCGCGUACCAAGGUGUCCCCGGCGCGUACUCAGAAGCCGCCGCUGGUAAAGCAUAUCCAAACAGCGAAGCCAUCCCGUGCGAUCAAUUCGAAGUCGCGUUCCAAUCUGUUGAACUCUGGAUCGCCGAUCGAGCAGUUCUCCCGGUUGAAAACUCCCUCGGCGGUUCAAUUCACCGAAACUACGACCUCCUCCUCCGCCACCGCCUCCACAUCGUCGGAGAAGUUCAACUUCCCGUUCAUCACUGCCUCCUCGCUCUCCCAGGCGUUCGAAAAGAGUAUCUCACACGCGUGAUCUCACAUCCACAAGCAUUAGCACAGUGCGAAAACACGUUAACAAAACUCGGUCUCAACGUCGCGCGUGAGGCCGUGGACGACACCGCCGGUGCCGCGGAGUUUAUCGCUACCAACAACCUCCGCGACACGGCGGCCAUAGCUAGCGCACGUGCGGCGGAACUUUACGGAUUAAACAUCCUAGCCGAUGGAAUCCAGGACGACCCGAAUAACGUGACCCGGUUCGUUAUGUUGGCCCGGGAACCCAUAAUUCCGCGAACCGAUCGUCCUUUUAAAACGAGCAUAGUGUUUGCUCAUGAUAACGGAACUUCAGUGCUUUUUAAAGUGCUUUCUGCUUUUGCGUUUAGAAAUAUCAGCUUAACUAAGAUUGAAUCGAGGCCGCAUCGUGGCCGUCCGAUUCGUGUUGAGGAUGAUGAAAGUGAAGGAACAGCGAAACACUUUGAGUAUAUAUUUUAUAUUGAUUUUGAUGCUUCUAUGGCUGAAGUUAGAGCACAGAAUGCACUUGCUGAGGUUCAAGAAUUUACAUCUUUCUUGAGAGUUUUGGGGAGUUAUCCUAUGGAUAUGACACCAUGGAGUCCUUCUUCUACUUCUCAUUGAGGGGAUUAGUAAUUUAGAAUUAAUCUAAAACAAAAAUUAAAAUAUGAAAUGUGGUUUAUCUUGUUAAAUUUAUCAAGGAAAAUAAUAUUCCAAAUUGUUUCAAUCCACUUUUUAGAGUUUUGUUAGUUUGUUGUUAAGUUGAAUAUAAAUGUUAUUUAAUGGGAUUUUCAGAGUGAAUGAAUGUACAUAGUACUUGAGUUUAGGGUUGGUGAGUGUAUAUUCUAAGUCAAAAAAUGAUGAUGAAGUUAGGUGAUUUGAUUAUGUAAUAUUGUGAAUCUGUAUCCCCAAAACAUCCUUUAAAUAUUUUAAGUUGGGUGUUUCUUUGAGGUGAUAUAUUUUGUAUUUAAAAUUUAUGCACGUGCAGAUAUUAAGCUUUGUUUUAUAACUCAGUCAUAAGUGGUGUGUUGGAUGAUCAAUUUGUGUAUAACAUGAAGAUGAGGGAUGUAUACGUAAUAACUCUUGUUUUUA